Molecule: messenger RNA, 1812 nt
Organism: Synchiropus splendidus (mandarinfish)
Lineage: Eukaryota; Metazoa; Chordata; Actinopteri; Syngnathiformes; Callionymidae
Product: small integral membrane protein 14-like
Exons: 5
Coding region: 258-575 (105 amino acids)
Cellular component (GO): endoplasmic reticulum
Source: RefSeq, a predicted model, not a curated record
CGGUUCCUAGAUUUUGAUUGGAAUACUUGCCCGUCCAUUAAUCCCUCCCACCAAUAAAAUAGAGCUUUUUUAUUAACUCCCCGCCCUCGCUGUCCCCUUCAAAGAACCCGGAUGUGUGUGUUGAGCGUCGUUUGUUCACGUGUUGUAAACACAGAUGUUGGGAGUGGAGUUGCUGCUGCGAGUUUUCGUGCCAAAUCACAACUGUACUGUUUACCUCCGAUUGCACUUGGAUUAAAGUGAACACUCACUGGUGAGACAUGGCAGAGGGAGGUUUCGACCCAUGUGAGUGCAUCUGCUCCCAUGAGCAUGCAAUGAGGCGUCUUAUCAACCUGCUCCGGCAAGCUCAGUCUUACUGCACAGACACAGAGUGCCUUCUGGAACUGCCAGGUCCAAGUGGGUCCGGGGGAGCAGGAGGUGACUUCAGCUUCCCUAUGAUCGUGAUAGGAUGGAUGGUGCUGGCUCUGCUUCUGUUCUUGCUGCGUCCUGCAAGUCUCCGACGGCCUCGUAUCGCUGCCAAGCCCACCGGACCAGACAAUAGUGAUCAGAGAGAGCCGCCAGCGCCACCUGUUGAUUAACACCGGUAUCUGCUGGAAUCCCCUGACUGAGUGGAACCACAGUGGAUGCUGACUGGGCCCUGAGGCAGUCGGCCCUCAGAAAUAACAUUCGGCAUUCAUGUUUUCGUACUCGAGAACGUCUGUCUGUCGGGAGUGAACUUCUCUUUGUGAAUCAAAUUCAAUUGCUGAACUGCAGGAUGGUGGCUUAUGAUGAUGCAAAUUCUAUUUUUCCCUUUUUUUCAGUGCAGAGGUUGGAUCUAGUGCAGCGUGAAAAUGGAUUUACGGUUCUGAUCCAAAACAUUUAGACAAAGCUAAGAUGGCUUCUUCAUCUGGUGUUGAUGAACGGUUACUGUGAAUGGUUUAGUGCCAAAAGCUGCGUUAUGGUUGUUUGUCUAGGUAGAGAAUGAUAUACAGCAGCAACAAUAAAAGUGUAUUUCCAGUCUUAAUUUUUCCCCGACACCAAGUUGUGACAUGACCUGUAAUGAAUGACCUGCUCUGGGUUACUGGUCCUUCAGAAGCAAUCCAGUCAGUCAUUUCAGAUGGGUGCCUUCAAGUAAAUGUUAUUUACUCUAUUUUUUUUUACCACAGAAUUGUCACUUACAAGUUAACUAGAUGCUUGGCCUGUACAAUUCCAUUAGCUCUUUGUUUAAAGGUUUAAAUCCAAGGGACCUUUCUUAGCACUUUAACUGUUACUAUGUACUAACCAGUUAUGUCAGAUAACUACGACAGAUAGGAUGCUGUGAAUUAUCAGAAAUACCGAUGUACUGUGGCAAUAGUAAAUGAUUUCUUACCUGACUGUUAUAAUAAAUCUUUGAAGAAGGAAAUGGAAAAAUAGGGUGAGCACAAGGGUGGGAUAAUGUUGAGAGUUACUAUAUCAUUACGGUUUGAAAUCACAAUGUGUCUUUCUUUUGAUUUGUUUUGAAACGGCAAUGUUCCAUGUUUCCUUCAAAAUACAUAUUUACCAUAGGAUUCAUUUUUCCCUUUCGUCUUUCAUAAAAAUCUCACUGAAUGUCGACAUGGUCGUGCCAUUAUUGUUAUUUAGCAUGGCCUGGAUGCAGCAGAAGUUUGAAGAAGAAUCAAACUUUCCUCAACUUUCACUAACAGUGCUAUGUGCCACUGCCUGAGCUGAUCCGUCUGCCUAAUGGAAUAAGAAGUUACCGACUAACUGGUUUACUGGUGAGCGCAUGUGCACAUGGUUAUAUCUUGCAACUUUGUGAAUUGAUUUUUUUUAUUAUUAAAGUAAUAAUUUUCAUUGUAA